AUGGUCAACGACAUAUUGAGUUUGUUUAAAUCAUAUGAGAUUGUGAACAUGCCAAAGGAGCAGAACACGAGCACAAAUACCCUAUCAAAGUUUUCAAGCACAAGUGUGGAAGACAUCAACCAUUCUUUAAUCCAAGAGACACUUGAGAAACCUGAUAUCUCCACAAUAGUCAUUGUGACAGCUGUGACAACGGGAACAACAAAGCCGCCUUGGAUCACUUUAAUCAUGGUAUAUAUUGUGAAUAGAACUCUACGGGAAGGUUCUCUUGAUGCCAAUCUAGUGAAGCGAAAAACAUGCUCCUACUUGAUCAUAAGGUGA
Vicia faba (fava bean) is the source of this 318-nucleotide messenger RNA. The record is from the annotation of a GenBank genome assembly. NCBI's taxonomy places the organism in Eukaryota, Viridiplantae, Streptophyta, Magnoliopsida, Fabales, Fabaceae.